AUGGCCAACUGUUCGAACGGUUUAAACACCUGGGUUCCACUGCUUGGGACAGCUAGACAACCAGCUGCAGCUCUCUAUUAUGACAGUUGGCCGAUGGGGGAUGUGCGCGGCUGUUCGGCCAAGACCUUCGCCAACAUCUGGCCUCCGGAAGACGGCCAGAAGCGGCCCCACGUGUGCCGCAUUUGGAGUGCAGCUGCGCCGUCAUCGCCCUCAGGGCAUUCACAGGCCAUAUGCGGUAAAGGCGGCCGCCCACGGCCCAAAAGAACCCAGUACAUCAACUUGGCCAUCCAUCGACACACCUGCUCUAGCCUCCUCCCCUCCCGCACCUGUUCCCCAUCGAAUUGGCCCAUCACAAUUAUAUGA
Molecule: messenger RNA, 363 nt
Organism: Bursaphelenchus xylophilus (pine wood nematode)
Lineage: Eukaryota; Metazoa; Nematoda; Chromadorea; Rhabditida; Aphelenchoididae
Source: the annotation of a GenBank genome assembly